AUGUCUCUCUUCCGAACCACCUUCCCCGCCUCGGGCGACUUCGCCCCGCUGUUCCGUCUUCUCGACGACUACGAUGUCCACCGUGCCAGCCGCCAGACGAGCACCCGCAGCUUCCAGCCUCGCUUCGAUGUUCGUGAGAGCGAGGAUGCCUACCACCUGGACGGCGAGCUUCCCGGUAUUGCGCAGAAAGACAUCCACAUUGAGUUCACCGACUCGCAGACUCUGGUCGUGAAAGGCCGCACUGAGCGCGAAUACCACACUGGCGAGCCCAAGGAGGAAAGCGAGGGUGAUAAAAAGACUGAGACCGCCGAGAAGACCCCUGGCCACCGUUUCUGGGCUAGCGAACGCUCCAUCGGCGAGUUCCAGCGCACCUUCACUUUCCCUAGCCGCGUCGACCAGGACAAUGUCAAGGCCAGCCUGAAGAACGGCAUUCUGUCCGUUGUGAUUCCGAAGUCCACUGCUUCGGGAACCAAGAAGAUCACCAUCGAGUGA
Messenger RNA from Penicillium canariense, 492 nucleotides. Its product is annotated as Hsp20/alpha crystallin family protein. NCBI's taxonomy places the organism in Eukaryota, Fungi, Ascomycota, Eurotiomycetes, Eurotiales, Aspergillaceae. The transcript has a single exon. The record is from RefSeq and is a predicted model, not a curated record. Gene Ontology annotation, biological process: protein complex oligomerization; response to hydrogen peroxide; response to salt stress. The coding region runs from base 1 to 492 and encodes 163 amino acids.